Galeopterus variegatus (Sunda flying lemur) is the source of this 1057-nucleotide messenger RNA. RefSeq names its product seizure 6-like protein. The annotation marks the transcript as partial. Gene Ontology annotation, cellular component: endoplasmic reticulum; neuronal cell body. The record is from RefSeq and is a predicted model, not a curated record. Gene Ontology annotation, biological process: synapse maturation. The transcript has 5 exons. NCBI's taxonomy places the organism in Eukaryota, Metazoa, Chordata, Mammalia, Dermoptera, Cynocephalidae.
AUGGGUGUGGACCAUCUCGUGGAGACAGACAAUGCUCGCUCAGAGGGAGAUGCUGGCCCUUCUGGUCCUCACCUGCUGCCCUCUGGAGCACUGGACAGCAGCAGUCUGGCUAAAGACAGCCCUGAAGAGAGAGUGACAACAGCCCCUCUGAAUCCCACGCAGCCGGGGGAAGAGCUAGGCGAGCUAGAGUUGGAAGGGACAGCACCCCCCGUGCAUCACGACUCCCCAGCCCUGUCACCUCUGCUUCCAGAGGAGGCUGGCACCAAGCACCCCUUCUCCCCCAGGAAGCAGCUGCCUUCUCUCAAGCAGGUGAACUUGGCCAGGAAGCAGCUAAAGCCGACAGCCACCUCCACAGCCACCAUCCAGAGGGCAGGGUCCCAGCCAGCAUCGGGUCCAGGUCUCUUCUCCUCCUCCACGGAGAAGCCCCAUCCACCAGGGGACCCGGACCCUGUCGUCACCUUUGAGCCAUCGUCAGAAGUGCCCUUCUGGCUGGAUGAGAAGGAAGAUGCAGUCCCCACGACGCCGGCACCCCUACAAAUCUCCCCCUUCACCUCGCAGCCAUAUGCGGCCCACACGCUGCCCCAGAAGCCGGACCCCAGGGAGCCCAACAUGCCUGUUCAGGCCCAGGAGGCUGCCCCUGAGGAUGCCAGCCCCAUGAGCCUCGUGGACAAAGGUGAGAACGAGUUGACGGGGUCAGCCUCAGAAGAGAGCCAGGAGACCACCACGUCCACCAUUAUCACCACCACGGUCAUCACCACUGAGCAGGCCCCAGCUCUCUGCAGCGUGAGCUUCUCCGAUCCUGAGGGGUACAUUGACUCCAGCGACUACCCAACAGUCUACACUGGCUACGGGGUGGAGCUCCAGGUGAAGAGCGUGAACCUGUCCGACGGGGAGCUGCUCUCCAUCCGUGGGGUGGACGGCCCCACCCUGACAGUCCUGGCCAACCAGACACUCCUGGUGGAGGGGCAGGUAAUUCGAAGCCCCACCAACACCAUCUCCGUCUACUUCCGGACCUUCCAGGAUGAUGGCCUUGGGACCUUCCAGCUGCACUACCAGG